Messenger RNA from Exophiala dermatitidis NIH/UT8656, 1540 nucleotides. RefSeq lists its product as uncharacterized. The transcript has 2 exons. Bases 39 to 947 code for a protein of 302 amino acids. Lineage: Eukaryota; Fungi; Ascomycota; Eurotiomycetes; Chaetothyriales; Herpotrichiellaceae. The record is from RefSeq and is a predicted model, not a curated record.
AUUUUUUCAAGCUUAUCUUUCACGUUCACUCGGCUAUUAUGGCCAAAAUAAUCCACCAUCUAGAUGUAAGGGUGUAUGACGACGCCACCCUGCCAUCAGGUCUCAGUUUGCGCCUACAAAAUGAUAUGCAUGGUCCGGACGAUGAUUGGAGUGGAACGACUGAUCCUGCUAAGCGGAGAAAAGUUCAGAAUCGCCUACAUCAAAGGGCGUGGAGAAGGCGACAGGUGAUGCGACGAACGCUCGGCGUCACGGCCAAAGACGCAAGUGCGGACUCGGAGGUUGUGCGGCCGCGUAGUCGAAGCCCUGAGACUUCGUGCUCAGAGACGUCAGAGCCACCGAUCAAUCUAUGGCUAUGCUCAGAUGACGUCGACAAGACCCAAAGGUCUCUCGCUCGCUUCGAGGAUUAUGCUUAUUCGCGAUAUCUGGAAGGGUCUCCGCGAACAGACCUCCUGCUGACGCUCAUCAAAUUCAACGUUUUCAGAGCACUCAUGGUAAAUGAUAAAACUCUUGGCUUUGCCAAUCAGUGGCUCCAGGGUGAGGCUAUUUCACCCUUUUUUCGCUCCCGGCACGGAACACAAGCAGUCAUACAGACAUGCCCCGCAAAUCUUAGGCCAACCUAUUUGCAGCUGAUUGUUGAGCACCAUCCAUGGAUCGAUCUAUUGCCCGAUCCAACGAUGCGUAAUAACAUUCUGCUACUGGGCAAUGAAUAUGACGAUGAACCACUCUGCCAUGACGUCGUGGACAACCGUCAUGGCAAACAAUCGGAGAGCCUUAUCGUCUGGGGUGAUCCAUGCAACCCGGACAGCUGGGAGAUCGGCGAAGAUUUUUGCAAAAAAUGGCCUUCGGUUGUGCGAGGCUGUUAUCGUCUAUUCAAAGCAACGAACAACUGGAGGGUUCGACGGGGCGAGGGGAAGCUCUUUCCGGAUAGUCUUUGUACUCCCGGAUGACAACGUCAUGCAAGUACUGCUGCUAUUCUGAUGCUUCCAGGAAGCUCUGGCUACUUGUAUGAUACAGCUUAGGAUAUGCAGCGAGGAAGAAAAUGCUCAUAAAUGGUCCUCAUAUACCAACAUAUAUCGGUAUCUUGGCUUGCUGUUGUCCGUGUCAACCAUCGCCUGAUUUGCAUCCUUCAUUGGACGCUCUUCCACCUAUAGCUUUACAUUCUUCUCAGCCGCCAGCUGAAGCAUUUCUCGAAUUUUUCCUGGUGCGCCGAUCAUUGAACCAGCAAGCUUCUUCCUUCCGAUGAAUAAACCAGGCGCUGGUACCUCGAAAACUCCAUCGUCAUGGUUGCCAACCUGAACUAGUGUGCCAUUGCGUCUCAAGAGAGCAAGGUAGCCCGCAAUAGGCAUCUAAGUCAUUGGUCAAUAUCGUGGUCUAUAGAGAACUUGAGAAUGUACCUUUGACGAAGACAUGGUUGAGACGAGCAGGUUAAACGAGCCAGGAAAAUUUGGUAUCCCACUUGGGACGAUCGCCCGUUGCAAUGUAGCUGUCUGCCCCCGUUUUGCGGGCAUCUUGCUUCUUACUUCACUUACGGAAUAUAGCG